This is a messenger RNA of Brassica napus (rape), 891 nucleotides long. Its product is annotated as fasciclin-like arabinogalactan protein 11. Bases 33 to 764 code for a protein of 243 amino acids. NCBI's taxonomy places the organism in Eukaryota, Viridiplantae, Streptophyta, Magnoliopsida, Brassicales, Brassicaceae. The record is from RefSeq and is a predicted model, not a curated record. The transcript has a single exon.
UCUCAACAUACACAACAACAACAAUAACAACAAUGGCUACUUCAAGAAUAUUCAUGUCCUCUAAUCUAUUCAUUUUCUUCCUUGUCAUGGCUACAACCAAUGGUCAGGCUCCAGCACCAACUCCUUCAGGUCCAACCAACAUAACCGCAGUCCUAGAAAAGGCUGGUCAAUACACAAUGUUCAUAAGACUCCUCAAGAGCACACAAGCCGCAGACCAAAUCAACACUCAGCUCAAUUCUUCCUCGAGCCAAGGCUUAACCGUGUUUGCCCCAACCGAUAACGCAUUUAGCAGCCUCAAAUCCGGAACCUUAAACUCGUUAUCUGACCAGCAAAAGGUUCAGCUUGUUCAGUUCCAUGUCCUUCCUACACUCUUGACCAUGCCUCAGUUCCAAACCGUUAGUAACCCCUUACGCACGCAAGCUGGUGAUGGACAAAACGGUAAAUUCCCUCUUAACAUUACUAGCUCCGGUAACCAAGUCAACAUCACCACGGGAGUUGUCAGCGCAACGGUGGCUAACUCUGUCUACAGCGAUAAGCAGCUUGCAGUUUAUCAAGUGGAUCAAGUUUUGCUUCCAUUAGCAAUGUUUGGUUCAAGCUCGGCUCCUGCUCCUGCGCCUGAGAAAGGUGGCUUGGUUUCGAAAGGCUCAGCUCCAAGUGGGGACGAUGGAGGAGAUUCUACUGAUUCAUCUGACACAGAGAGGAUCAGAUACGGUUUAAUCUCCACCACCAUGGCAGCCAUUGCUGCUUAUUUUCUGUGGAUAUAACAUCAAGUCAGUCCAUAUUGAUUAUUGGAUUUUAAAGAGCUUUAAAUUUUGUUGUAAUUGAGACUUGUGUUAUCGUGUUAUUGUUUUGAUUCAAAAUGAGACAAAUUACGAUUGAGGUUGCGCAAAA